Acytostelium subglobosum LB1 is the source of this 1506-nucleotide messenger RNA. RefSeq lists its product as hypothetical. NCBI's taxonomy places the organism in Eukaryota, Evosea, Eumycetozoa, Acytosteliales, Acytosteliaceae. The coding region runs from base 1 to 1506 and encodes 501 amino acids. The transcript has 3 exons. The record is from RefSeq and is a predicted model, not a curated record.
AUGAUAUCAAAUCAAUAUCCACAAUCACCAUUCACAAAUGGUGGAGCUACAACAACAAUCAAUCGAAACAACAAUGGAACAGCAACAUUCUUUAGAACACAACAACAACAACCAACAACAAACUAUCAAUCACAUCGUUAUGAUGAUAAUGAUGAUGAAGAUGAUUAUAAUAGAUUGUUUGAAACACCAAAGAUAAAGAGACAGCCUCAUGAUGAUAAUGUUAAAUAUCCAAUUGACUUUCAUGAGAGAGAGGUAACAAAGGAGGAGUUGUUGACCGUUCAUCUGGAGACAUUAAAGAAGGAGACGACGUUGCAACAGAGUGCGAUCAAAGAGACCAAUGACAAGUAUCAAGAGGCAUUAAAGACAAUCGACAAGUUACAAGCUGAGGUCAAAGCGAUGACCCAAGACAAGUCACAACGCGAUCAAGAAAUGUCCGAGUUGAAGCACCUCCUCAAUAUACAAGCCGACAAAUGGACUCAACUUAGGAACUAUAGCAACGAACAAUCAGAUGUGAUUAAUAAGCAGAGCAAUACUAUUAGUGAGUGUCAUCAACAGAUACAUACUAGUAGGGAGCAGAUUAGUGACUUGAUUCGUGCGAGGACUGCUUUGAUCAUUGAUUUGGACAAUGCCAAGAGUGAUCUGUUGCAACGUGGAUUGCAACAACAACAGCAGAUGGAACAACUGAACAUCACAUCCACGGCAGGUCAAUACCGUGCCAAGAUUGAUGAGCUCUCAAACAAACUGAUGAUUGCCAAUGAUACCAUCAAGAAGUUGACAAUGGACAACAACAACAACAUCAACAGCAGCAGCACAUUAAAUGGCGGAGCAUCAAAGAGGAAGGAUGGUCCAAUGGCCACCACCUCCGCCUCCAUCAAUGAGUUGGAGGAGGAGAAUCAAUGGCUGACAAAGGAGUUGAAUGAUUUGAGAAUCAAGUACAAUCAGUUGGUCAGCGAUCACAAUAAUACAUUGGGAACGAUCAAUGAUGUUGAGAUGGUCAUUGAGGCGAUCACCAAGGAGAACACCAAUCUCAAGUCAGAGAGAGAGAGUCUGUUGAACGAUACGAUGACACUAAAUGGCAAACUGGCCAACCAGGAGGAGCAAUACAUGUCGUUCAAGCAGCAGAUGUAUGCCGACCAGCGAGAGCGACGUACAUCGGACGAGAGCAUGCUGGAUCAAUCAAAGCGCGAGCUCAUUGAGAUUGUUCGCGAACUCUCUGCCAUCAAACAGCAACUCAAAAAGCUGGAUCAAUCCCUUGGCUUUAGGUUUGCCAUCAGUGGCAACAAUACCAAUGGUGGUGGUAGAUCAAUGUAUAAUAGUAACAACAACAACAAUGGCAAUGGUAUUGGCAAUGGAAAUGGCAAUGGAAAUGGACUCAAUCCUUUUGCAUCGUUCAAUUCCAGCGACUCACUUGUAGACAACUUGCAAAAGGUCCACGAUGAGAUACUCAGCAUCAAACAAACAAUCAUGAACCAACAGUACUACUUGCUGCGAUCAGCAGCCUCUUGA